AUGACACUCACAGUCUUCCCCCCAUCAACACUACCCCCAUCCACUAAAUCACCGACAUCACCUGCUUCUGCAAACACUAUCGCCCACGAUGCCGAUUCGACACUCCUAACGAUAACCCCCCUUUUCGCGCGCUUGGAAUAUAACUUUCUCAGUAGUACUACGGAUCUGAGGCCAUUGGUACGAGAUGAGUUUCAGCGGAUGAGGGUGCAGGCUAACAUUGACUACGCGCGCACGGCUCUGAAUACACUCGAAAAGUCGAUUACUAGCGUGAAACGUGUUGAUCGGCGAUCUGAGAUCCAGACGGAGGUUGGGAGGAAGAGGCAGACGCUGAGGGCGUUGGAAGGUGUGCUGAGGGAUGUUACUGUGCAGGCGGAGGCGCAAGCAAACCGCGACGAUGAUAUCGAGGAAGAGGAGUAUGAGGGGGAAGGGGAGUUAGUGGAUAUAAGUGACGAUGAGGGUGAUCUAAAUGCGCCAGAGAAGACAGCGAUGGAGGAUGCGCAACCACAACCACCACCACCGGCAGAAGAAGAAGAGAAGGAAAAGACAAGCCGUGACGACUCUGCGACGGCCAAUCCGCCCACAUCAACUUUCCGAAAUCGUGGUUUCCAGCGCCAGCACCCAACAGCGACGUCGACUUCUUAUCAGACCCAUGACCAACCCCAGCCAACAUCACCGCCGCAACCAGACCGUGCACAAGCGCAAACAACAGAACAAUCCCUCUCUACCUCCCGUCUCGAACACGAAUCCCUCACUGAAUCCCUCCUCUCCCUCGCUACGCAACUGAAGUCCUCCUCCACGUCCUUCCACACCUCGCUCGAAUCCGAAAAAUCCGUGCUGGAUCGCGCUGUAGAUGGGCUCGAUACUACGACAACAAAUAUGAGUGCGGCUGAGAAGCGAAUGGGGACACUGAGGAGGAUGACAGAGGGGAAGGGGUGGUGGGGACGGAUGAUGCUCUAUGCGUGGAUUCUGGGGUUGUGGCUGAUUGCUAUUUUGAUUGUGUUCUUGGGGCCGAAGUUGCGGUUCUAG
This is a messenger RNA of Aspergillus ruber CBS 135680, 1026 nucleotides long. RefSeq lists its product as uncharacterized. The transcript is spliced from 2 exons. Gene Ontology annotation, cellular component: endoplasmic reticulum; SNARE complex. Lineage: Eukaryota; Fungi; Ascomycota; Eurotiomycetes; Eurotiales; Aspergillaceae. The record is from RefSeq and is a predicted model, not a curated record. Gene Ontology annotation, biological process: retrograde vesicle-mediated transport, Golgi to endoplasmic reticulum. Gene Ontology annotation, molecular function: SNAP receptor activity. The coding region runs from base 1 to 1026 and encodes 341 amino acids.